Messenger RNA from Chelonia mydas (Green sea turtle), 676 nucleotides. RefSeq names its product ribosomal protein S24 (gene RPS24). The record is from RefSeq and is a predicted model, not a curated record. Gene Ontology annotation, biological process: translation. Gene Ontology annotation, molecular function: structural constituent of ribosome. NCBI's taxonomy places the organism in Eukaryota, Metazoa, Chordata, Testudines, Cheloniidae. The transcript is spliced from 7 exons. Gene Ontology annotation, cellular component: ribosome. The coding region runs from base 92 to 487 and encodes 131 amino acids.
CCUCACUAAGCCCCCGGGCGUCGGGAUAUGAUUGGCUGCGGCGGGGUCCUUCUUCCUUUUCUCGCUCCCUUGGAAAGAGCUAACCGCCGAGAUGAAUGACACAGUGACCAUCAGAACCAGGAAGUUUAUGACUAAUAGACUGCUUCAGCGUAAGCAGAUGGUGAUUGAUGUUCUUCAUCCUGGAAAGGCUACGGUUCCCAAAACUGAAAUCAGGGAAAAGCUGGCAAAAAUGUACAAAACAACGCCAGAUGUAAUUUUCGUCUUUGGCUUCAGAACCCAUUUUGGUGGUGGCAAGACAACAGGCUUUGGCAUGAUUUAUGAUUCCCUGGACUAUGCAAAGAAGAAUGAACCAAAGCACAGACUGGCCAGGCAUGGCUUGUAUGAAAAGAAGAAGACUUCGAGAAAACAGCGGAAGGAGCGUAAGAACAGAAUGAAGAAAGUCAGGGGCACAGCCAAGGCAAACGUUGGUGCUGGCAAGAAGAAGUGAAGUGACUAGCAGUGAGCUGGCAAAUGGAAAUAACAGAGACUAAAUUAUCCUGCAAAGGUAACAAGAGGAGAAGAUGAUGAUGGUCUAUCAGAAGCUUGUCAAAUAAACUAUAUAAACUGAAAUGCUUUGUUCUUUUUUUCCCCCCUCCCCCCACGGUUUAAAUGUACAAUAAAGAUUUUAUAAACUGAA